AUGGAGGCUGAAAACCGCUCCCCGUGCCAAGACGAGAACGCGGCUCUUGUAAAGGACGCGGACGAGUGUGACGUGGUCACCAAACCAAAUGAAGCCAAGUUAACACUUUAUCACUGGACGCAAUCGUUCAAUUCACAGAAGGUGCGUUUGGCUAUCGCAGAGAAAGGCUUACGUUGUGAAGAGUAUGAUGUGAGCUUACCACUCAGUGAGCACAAUGAGCCGUGGUUCAUGCGUCUCAACCCUACUGGGGAAGUGCCCGUCCUGGUGCACGGUGACAGCGUCAUCUGUGAUCCCACGCAAAUCAUGGACUACCUCGAAAUCAACUUCACAGAUGAGGGCACUCUUAGGCUGAUACCAGAAGAGGGGAGCACAUACUAUCACAGAGUGCAGCAUUACAGAGAGCUGCUGGACUCGCUACAGAUGGACGCCUACACCCAUGGCUGCAUCCUACAUCCUGAGAUCACCGUAGACUCGCACAUACCGGCUUAUGCUGCCACAAGCAUUCGAACUCAGAUCCUAAACACAGAAUCAGAGCUGAAGAAACUGGCAGAGGAGAAUCCGGAACUCAAAGAUGCUUAUAUAGCAAAACAAAGGCGCUUAAAGUCCAAGUUGUUUGACCACGACAACAUGAAGUACUUGAAGAAGCUUUUGGAUGAACUGGAGAAUGUGAUGGAUCAGGUGGAGACCGAGUUGCAGAGGAGAGUGGAGGAAACUCCAGAGGAAAGCAGUCAACAAUCGUGGCUGUGCGGGCAGUUUUUCAGCAUGGCCGACGUAUCCUUGGCCGUCACCUUACACCGCCUCAAGUUCCUCGGCCUGUCACGCCGCUACUGGGGUAAUGGCAGCCGUGCUAACCUGGAGACAUACUACGAGCGCGUGCUAGAGCGGCCGACGUUCAGGAGAGUCCUGGGACACGUCAACAACAUUCUGAUCUCGGCCGUGCUUCCGGUUGCCUUCCGCGUUGCCAGGAAGAAUGCGCCGGUUAUUGCCGGAACAACGUUUUUGAUCGGCAUUUUGGGCGGAGCUACAUACCUGGCUUUUCUUUACAUGAGGAGAAGGUUGACCUUGCCCAGUUGGGGAAGCUGGAGCGGAAUUUAA
Nerophis lumbriciformis (worm pipefish) is the source of this 1095-nucleotide messenger RNA. Lineage: Eukaryota; Metazoa; Chordata; Actinopteri; Syngnathiformes; Syngnathidae. The record is from RefSeq and is a predicted model, not a curated record.